Messenger RNA from Uncinocarpus reesii 1704, 1809 nucleotides. RefSeq lists its product as uncharacterized. Gene Ontology annotation, molecular function: protein binding. Gene Ontology annotation, cellular component: ubiquitin ligase complex; cytoplasm. The transcript has 3 exons. The record is from RefSeq and is a predicted model, not a curated record. NCBI's taxonomy places the organism in Eukaryota, Fungi, Ascomycota, Eurotiomycetes, Onygenales, Onygenaceae. Bases 1 to 1809 code for a protein of 602 amino acids.
AUGACAGAUUCUGCGUUACUGAGGAAAGACGAGCUGGAAACAAGCCUGCACAAUGAGAGAAAGCUGAUCCAGGCCGGCAAAUUGAAGGAAGACAACCCUCUCGAUCUGAGUGAAGGCUUCAAAGAACUGUGUGAGGCCUCUCGAAGAGGGGAUUUGAAGGUUUGUCAAGAGAAGAUUGCCGAGGGAGUGAAUAUAAACGGGAGGGACCUUUUUGACUGCACCCCCCUGAUCCUCCCAUAUGCGGCCCAUAUCGCGUCUCUUUUGACCAGGGACCACCCUCGAACUUCGGACAUCGUCGUGGCUUCAGCAGAUGAAUCCUUUCCCUUGCACAAAUUUAUUUUGUCAGCAAGAUCGCCGUAUUUUCGAAAGAAAUUGGCUCACUGCCCCGAAGCGACGACAUGGAAGCUACCAAGCACUCUUCCGCCCCAGGCGUUUAGCGCUGGUAUAAAGUACCUUUAUUUUGGAGAACCACCCCGUGACUUGAGAUCAGGCCCUGGGACCGGCUUUACAGAGUCUGAAGUCUUGGCGGGGAUAGACAAAAUCGCGACCCAGUUGGAGCUUCACAGCUUGAUGGAUACGAUUUUGGACAGUGGCGAUCGGAGGCUGGCUAGGCAAAGACGAACGGAUGAAGUAGCAAAAGUAAAAUGGGACCGAGAUAACACUAUAUUUGCCGAUGUGCUUCUGAGAGCCGACGAGGACUUGAUCGAAACGCCAGACGCAAACGAAACGCUUUUAGACUCGAAAGAUGAGGCUACAUCUAAGGGUAUCCCGAUUGGCCCUGUGUCUCAAUCGCGUCCAAUACCACAGGCAAAGAGCCCUCGGCGCUCCGUCCUUUAUCCUGCUCAUCGAGCCAUGCUCAUCCGAUCCGAAUUUUUCCUUGCCAUGUUCUCAUCCGCUUUUCGAGAAGCUCAAAUGUCAAAGUACCUGCAAAUAAUUCAUGUUGAUUGUUCCCCGGAUGUUCUAGAGGUCGUCCUCGACUUUCUAUAUACGGAGAAAGUGGAUUUUCCGCUCGAUAUAGCGGUCGAUGUUCUCUAUGCUGCCGAUCUCCUCAUGAUCGAAAGGCUCAAAACAAAGGCGGCUGUGAUUAUUAGCACGCUAGGUAACGGGAAUUUGAAAAAGCAAGAACGGCCACUGCAAACCACGGAGAACGAGCCUCAUACUACCACGCUAGAAGGGACAUCAGGGACAAACGAACAAGAGGAAGAUGAGGAACUAAUAGACAUCUACGAAAUCAUCCGUGCCGGCUGGCUUACGCGUGUGCAACGGCUAGAAGAGUUCGCCGCUCGGUACCUAGCAUAUAGGUUAGAGUCUCAUAUUGGCAGGCCAGAGUUCGAGCAACUUGUCCUUGAAUCAGCAACUCGCAUCCAAAAGCGACAAGAAACGGACUCUAUAGAGCUGGUCGAUGAUAUUCGAUACUAUCUUAGUGACCGGUUUAGACUCCGUUUUGAAGAUUCCGGCCUAGACGAGAUGAUGGAGGGAGGUGCGGAGACCAGUAUAACCGAAUUUCAAGAUAAAAUGACAAUGGCGCAAGCUGACGCAUCGAACUCGAGCUCUGACGUAGGAGCAUCAUCUCUCUCUUCUAAUGCGUUGGUCCCGUCAUCGCGGGGUUCAGAGCCAUCUGAAGAUGAAGCCGUUGAUCUCUGCGCGGACGUAUCAACGCAGUCUAACCGCGAUGUCCCCGCCGCCCCCGUAUUUAGAACCGUGGAUGGGGAAAUUGCGGGAGAUGAGUUUGCAAGGGACGCGAUGAAUUAUCAAAUUCUCCUGAACAAGCUUGACCGACUGCUGGAGAAACUGAACCUGGAUGCUUGA